Messenger RNA from Danaus chrysippus (African queen), 798 nucleotides. The record is from the annotation of a GenBank genome assembly. Lineage: Eukaryota; Metazoa; Arthropoda; Insecta; Lepidoptera; Nymphalidae.
AUGUCUUGGACGAAUGAUGUGGUUUUGGAAUUUUUGGAUCACUACCGCAUAGAGCAAGUAUUAUGGGAUCCAAAACAUUUAUCGCACAAAAAUCGAAACGAGGUUAACGAUGCAUGGCUUCGUAUUCAAAAUAGUAUGAGCAUAAAGUGCUCGAUUAUGGAUCUUAAAAAGAAAAAAGAAUCAUUAAUGACAGCGUUUAGAUUACACAUUAAGAGAAAAAAGAAAAACCCGAGGUAUCAAACGUGUUGGUUUGCGUUUUCAGCCAUGGAGAAUUUUUUAGGGGAAAAAUAUGAAUAUGAUAAUACCAAUCACUCGGAUCACGAGUAUUUCCAAAACGCAUCUUACAGUACCCACAUACCGCUGCCAGAUAUAGGCGACCCACAGAACUCUAGCGCGAGUACGGAAAGACAAUUUACGAACAGACGACAAAUAAAACCAGCUUCAUCCAAAGCGCAGAGCACAGAUUAUAUAUUCACGAGGAAACAUGAAGAUGGCGUCCAUUAUAAUAAGAACGAAUCAGACUUCAAUAUGGACGAAUAUGAUCUAUACGGGCAGCUGCUAGCGAAGAAACUAAGAAAACUUGACGAGCGACAAAGAGAUUACGCGAUGCACGAAAUAGACAAUAUAAUGUUCAAAGCUAAAAUACAAAGUGAUCCGCUACCGACGAAAAGUUACCCCUCCUCGCCGUCCCCCGUACCAAGGAAGAUAAAAUCACCGGUUUUCAUCAUAACGGCCCAAAGCAACAACGUACAGUACGAAGAUGAGAAUAUAUCGUAUACAGAACAACAGCUAUCAUAG